AUGGGAUCCUAUGGUGAUAGUGACGAAGAUGACUAUCAGAGCAACUUGUUGCGCAUGGCAGCGGAGGAUGCCGAGGCGGACUUGUCGGACUAUAGUAUUGGCUCGUUGAUGGAUGGGAGUGUAGACGCCGAUGUGCCAGACGGUAGUGUGAGAGAAGAGCCCUCGGGGCAACUACUGACAGUCAACAGUGAUGGAGAGAUAGUCAUGGUCGAUGAUGGCAACGAAGAGGAUGCAGAUACAACCGUAACUAAGCAACCAGGCAUCCCCGCCGCUACCAGCCUUCGUGACCCAGAUACUCAACACACAAAAGACCUGAGUCCUUUAGUCAGUGGUGCUAUUCAAGGCAGUGUCAGUAAGGAUAUACUCGGUAGUCGAGCGGAUAUACCACUUAGCAGAAGUCAGGUUGCGGAUACAAGUACGAGUGGCAUAGAGGACGGUGGUAGUAGUACACAAACUGCGUUACCGGUUAUAUCAGGCUUAGCCGGUGUACAGCGGGUGAAUGAUGGCGUACCCGGGACUAUGAGUGCAGUCUAUUCGAUGUCGUUGUCAGAUGAUGAAGAUGCCGAGCAUCUUAGAUCUCUGCGAGAGGCACAACAGGAGCUCCUCUCUGAUUCUGACGGUUUGAACGCAGACGAGUCAGUACAGGCGCCACAUGCCUCGCCCACUUUGACACAGACCGGCAAUGCGUUUAUGCCAGGCACGGAGGAUGAUGAGGAGGAACGCGAGAUGGACGCCCUACAACAGGCCGCGCAAUUGGAGAAGCUGACGCAGGCACAGGCGGAGGUCUAUGCGGAGGGCGAGGGGGUGGAGGACCACGAUUGGAGUGGGCUGUACGGGAUAGGGGACAUUGACAGUGGCGAUGAGAAUGCAGGUGUGGGUAGGGCUAGCAGAAAUAUGGGGAGUAGUAUCGGACGCAGCCACAUAGGUAGGAAUGUUAUGGGGAGUGAGAGGGGAAGCGUAGGGUUGGGUGGAGAUAUGAGGGAUACUGAGGUGGUGGCCAGUGUGAAUCAACGGUUCAAGGGUAUCGGGCGUGAGCGCAGCAAUGUUGUAGAUCGUCUUGGAGGUGCAGGAAGUAGUACAGCACAGGGAAGGCAUGGACAAUUACAGCUACAUCCCGGGUCACAAGCGGAUGCGGUUGUGCCAUUAAAGGUAAAGACUAGGGCUGGGUCCCUUACACACGCCACUCCUACAGAGGUGGGCGCGGGAGAGAAGCCACAGCAGAACACACUUCCGACACAGAUAGACACACAAAGUAUUAGAGUACCACACGCACAAACGCGGACACAGAUACCCACACAGACUAAGAAGAAAACACCGACACAGAAGCAGGCACAGUCUAGCUCAGGCCCGCACAUGACCUUCCUCGAUCGGAUGCUCUCCAGAAAACGCUCUCGGCCAAAAUCGCGUAUGAAAGUAGCUAUGCCUACCUCCACACUGAAACCUGCACCAAUAACCACUGGAUCUACGUCUGGAGUCACAAUAUCCACAGAACAAUCCACAACAGCGCUACCAGAUUCACAGACUGAGAAGGGGAAAGGUGUGGUACUUUCUGCAGGGUCUAUUGGGGGUGCCGGUCCGAAUACAGGAGUAGAGAAUGCAGGGAUGAGCACAAGAAGUGCUUAUACAAAUACACAAAGCACUAAAUUGUCCGGGGCAGCGCCAGUACUCGCGACUGCGGGUGCGGAUGUGAGUGCAGAACUACCCUCUCUAAGAAUUUUUCCGGGAAGUAACUCCGGAGUCAGGGGGGUGGGUAUAGGGACAACCACGCACAUAGAUACAUCCGAAGCGAAUUCCAUCCCUUUUUCUAUGAGCGCCCAGCCGCUGUCCAGUGGCAAUAGGACAGUAGCAGGGGCUGGUACAGGCAGUGAGAGCGCGGGAACUCAGGUGGCAUACGGCAUGGGUGGAGGCCUAUCGUCACUUGUGAGUACAGACGAUGUUAGUUCGUGUACGCGUACACUCGCACGAACACACUCACCGCCACUGGCAGAGCCACACUCGUAUGCCCAAACCGAGCAGUAUCCACAUGCGAGUGCGCAAUAUGCAUACGGGGAAGGACUUGACUUUAACAACGCGGAACAUACAGCCGAGAUACGGCGUCGGGCGUUUGCAGUGGAUAUAACCUCUCUCAUCCACACCACCACCAUGGCCAGUGUGAACGAGGCUCUCUCCGUAAAUGUACGCCUGCAGACCCAGUUAAAAAACCAGCUCGCACGCAUACGCUCGCGCAUGGCCCACAUCCAGCGCUGCUACACACAGGUAGAGCCUCUCAGACGAAGAUUUGAUAUGCACAACAGCGGAAAGCGUGCUGAAGUGGUUUUCGAUGGCGAACACGACCCCACUCCCGUUGAUGGCUCGUGGUUCUGUGACGCACCGACACCUGAUGAAAGCAUGCCACGCGGCCCACCCAGCAAUGUAGACGCUUUGUCUCUGCAAAGCAACCCACCCAAGUACUUAGCCGAACCCCGAUUCAACAAAUGGACUCCGAAAGAGAUGGAGGCGCUGCGCAACUCCAUCAGACACUACCACAAACACACCGUGUCAGAUGUGCUCGUAAGGGAGGCUGGUCGGUUGCGACAGAAAGCAAAAAGCUCUGAGGGUCUGACAGAAGCGGAAGAAUUGACGAACAAGGUUGUAUUCCCUAUCACACGCACUGCGUAA
This is a messenger RNA of Sphaeroforma arctica JP610, 2658 nucleotides long. RefSeq lists its product as hypothetical. The transcript has 5 exons. Lineage: Eukaryota; Ichthyosporea; Ichthyophonida. The coding region runs from base 1 to 2658 and encodes 885 amino acids. The record is from RefSeq and is a predicted model, not a curated record.